GGGCCGAAUAACCUGCUGAAAGUUCACGCUCACCCGUGAAGGCUCAAGUUGCCAGUUUCUUACUCACCUUGAUAUUCGUUUCUUUGCCUGUCCUCAUCAAGUCAUUCACAAAUGUCUGGUGCAGCAUCUGCGGCCGCAGGGUCGAAAUUUUCCGCGUUCAUGAAUCAUCCAGCCGGCCCGAAGACUGUCUUCUUCUGGGCGCCAAUGAUGAAGUGGUGUCUAGUUGCUGCUGGAGUGAGGGACUUGAGUCGGCCAGCAGAUAAACUCAGUAUAUCACAAAACGUUGCUCUCGCAUGCACAGGUUUCAUCUGGGUGAGGUACUCUUUGGUCAUUACUCCGAUAAACUACAGUCUGGCAGCGGUGAACUUCUUUGUCGGCUCCACAGGUCUGGGUCAGUUGGCCCGGAUUGCAAAUCACCGGUACAAUAACCCAGAGGCGGUCAAGGCCUGAUUAGCGUCGUAGAAGUCUUGCUUUCUAUUCGUAUUGUUCUUGCAAUGUCACUUUGUCAAAGCACCCGAAUUCCUCCUGUUCGAAUCAAAUAUGUACAGUGAUAUAAGUCAUGUCUACGCUCGAAAAGAUAUCAUCGGUUCCUGGUCU
Molecule: messenger RNA, 597 nt
Organism: Suillus paluster
Lineage: Eukaryota; Fungi; Basidiomycota; Agaricomycetes; Boletales; Suillaceae
Product: mitochondrial pyruvate carrier
Exons: 5
Coding region: 112-450 (112 amino acids)
Biological process (GO): pyruvate import into mitochondria
Cellular component (GO): mitochondrial inner membrane
Molecular function (GO): pyruvate transmembrane transporter activity
Source: RefSeq, a predicted model, not a curated record